AUGGCGCGCUCCAGCAUCGGCCUGCGGGCGCUCGAAUUUUUCAACCGCCUGGUCAUAUUCCUCUGCUCCAUUGUCGUCCUCGGCAUCUUCGCCUACUUCCUCGCCAAGCUGCGCAGCGCCAACCUCUAUGUCCCGACUUGGACCCGUGCCGUCACGGGUCUGGCUGGCUCAGCAGCGCUUUACUCUCUCAUCUGCCUCCUACUGCUGUGGUGCGUCGGCGGCCACCCGGUGGCUUUUGCCCUGGCCCUUAUCUUGGACAUUUGCUUCAUCGCCAGCUUCGUCUACAUUGCCGUCGCCAACCGCGGCGGCGCCGGCAGCUGCAAUGGCAGAAACAUUCGCACACCUUUUGGCUACGGAAACGCCGACGUCAACCGCAUCAACAACCAAAAUGGCGUCUCCGUCAACAUCCCUACCUUCCGUGUCUCGUGCCGCCUCGAGAAAGCCUGUCUGGCGGUGUCCAUCGUCGCCAUUGCUUUCUUGCUCUUCACCUUGAUUAGCGGUUUCUUGCUCUUCCGCAGCCACCGCCGUGAAAAGAAGUUUGGCCCUGGCCCGAACAACAACUACACUUCGGGUAGUGGCCGCCGCAAGGGUCUCUUUGGCAAGAAGCGCAAGACCGAAAACGGCCGGGGCGACGGCUACCAAGAUCCCAACGCGCUGCCUGCGCACGCGGAGCCGGGCCAGAUGCGCGAGAGCUACGCUACCGAGACGACAGCUGUUGGCCACCACGGAUACGGCGACAACGGCGUUAUCGAUCCUAACAAGCCCCAGGAGUACAACACCAACCGUGCUUACGGCAAGAAGGACUUGGAAACCGGCGCGGCGUUGGGUGGCGCCGCUGCCGUCGGCUCAGGCCUCGCCAACAGGACCAUGCGCAGUGGCAAAAACACCGAGCCAGCGUCCCGUGGUGCCAACUACGCUGAACCUACCGCCCGCAACGACAACUACGUAGACCCUGUUGCUACCGGCCGCUCGGGCGUGGACCCCAACCUUCAGAGCAGCGUGGACCCUAGCUACCUCCGCGACGGCAGCGGCGGCAUCGCCGAGGCACCUGCGAACGAGGUCCCCUCCGUCCGUGGCACCGGUGUUGACAACUACGACAACAUCCGCACCACCGCUGCUGACCAUACGAACAAGGCAUACAACACGGCCCGUACCACUGGCACCACUGGCACGUCCGGCGGUACUUCGGCUCUCCGUGGUACUCAAGUCGGCGACUAUGCUGCCGACAACUAUACCAACGUCCGUGGCCAAACUCCCCAAGUCUCCUCUCUGGGAGGCACGGGUGUUGGUUCUGCUGCCGUAGCCGGCGCUGCUACGGGCGCUGCCACCGGCGCUGUCACUUCGCGCGCUGCUCACCCUGGCUCUACUGUCCAUAAUACCGGCACCGACAACUACAAUACUCGUGGUACCGGCACCGGUACCGAUAAUUACACUAACACUCGUGGUACCGGCACCGAUAAUUACGCCAACGCCCGUGGCACCGGUACCGACAACUAUACUAACGCUCGCGGCACCGGCACCGACAACUAUACUAAUGCUCGUAACGCCGGCACCGAUAACUACAACACUCGUGGCACCGGCACAGACAACUAUACCGACGCUCGUGGCCAGGCUCCUUACGUUCCCUCUGCAGGAGGCGCGGGCAUUGGUUCUAAUACCGUAACUGGCGCUACUACAGGCGCUGCCACUGGCGCUGCCACUGGUGCUGCCACUGGUGCUGCUACGUCGGGUGCUGCUCACCCUAGCUCUACUGUCUAUAACACUGGCACCGACAACUACAACACUCGUGGUACCGGCACUGACAAUUAUAACACUCGUGGCACUGGCACCGACAACUACAACACUCGUGGUACCGGCACUGACAACUAUAACACUCGUGGCACCGGCACCGACAACUAUAAUACUCGUGGCACCGACACCGACAACUAUAAUACUCAUGGCACCGGCACCGACAACUACACCAACGCUCGUGGCACUGGCACUGAUAACUACAACACUCGUAACACCGGCACCGAUAACUACACCAACGCUCGUGACCAGACUCCCGAAGUCUCUUCCGUGGGAGGAACAGGUGUUGGCUCUAACGCCGCAACCGGCACUUCUACAGGUGCUGCCACCUCGGGUGCUGCUGACCCCAGCUCCACCGUUCGUGGCACCGGCACUGGUGACGCCGCCAAUGUCCGCGGCACUACUGUCGACCCUAACGUAUGGGGCGGUGCCAUUGACCCAGCCACGGGCAACUCGGCCGGCCUCCGGGGUAGCGUCGAAACGGGCGCGCGCGGUCUGAAGGACCAAGUUGUGGGUGCUGCCCGCAAGUAUGGCAACCUGUCGCAAUUUUAA
Messenger RNA from Sporothrix brasiliensis 5110, 2340 nucleotides. RefSeq lists its product as uncharacterized. The transcript has a single exon. NCBI's taxonomy places the organism in Eukaryota, Fungi, Ascomycota, Sordariomycetes, Ophiostomatales, Ophiostomataceae. The record is from RefSeq and is a predicted model, not a curated record. Bases 1 to 2340 code for a protein of 779 amino acids.